CUCUCUCUCUCCCGCCCCCCCCAGGUGAUGAUCUAUGAGUUGGCGGAUCUGGUUCAGGGUUUCCUGACGGAGCACAACGCUCCUCCCUCGAGCUCGUUCCACGAGGAGAUGCUGAAGAACCAGCGCCGCCUGCAGGAACGACUCGCUCAGGAGGAGCAGCGUAAGAUCGACCAGCGCCGCAGACAGGAAGAGCAGACGCAAAACGAGAUCCUGGCCGAGAUCCAGCGACGAGAGGAGGAGCGGCGGGAGGAGAAGAGGAGGAAGGAGAUCGCCAAACUGGAGCGCUUGGAGAGUGUCGUCGCGGUGGAGCCGGCGUCAGAGACACACACGACACACACGACACACACGCCAUCCGGGUCGCCUGUGGAUCCCAGCGAAGCGAAGAAAGUGCUGACAAACCGACGCAGAACCACAUCAAGCAGCAGACACAGGCGAGACACGUGCGGUGAGGAGAGCCAGCGACAGCAGGAAGUGCUCCACUUCAGCAACAGUGUCCUCGGAGAGGUCAGAGUUCACCGGGGGAAGUGCAUCGGCGAGAGUGAGCGGCUGCGGCGGAGUGUGUAUUACGCCUUUAACUCCAGCACUGGAGACUUCUCCGUCGUGUACGAGUGGACCCUGCGCUGGAGCUCCGUCGGGAAGCUCUUCACCAGCCAGGAGCGGGAGAAGAUAGACAAGUGCAAGAAACAGAUCCACGGCGCCGAGAGCGAGCUGAACUCGCUGCUGAAGCUCAAGCACCCGAAUCUGGUGCACUAUCAGGCGCUGAGCUUCAGCGAGCGCGACGACGGCCUGGUAGUGGACCUGCUAGCCGAACACGUUCCCGGGUCGAGUCUGGCCCAGAAGCUCUCGAGUGGCUCUCCGGUGCCGGUGGAUCAGCUCCGGCGGCACGCGCUCCAGCUAGCGGCUGCGCUCGAGUAUCUGCACAGCAACUCGGUGGUCCACAAGCACCUGAACCCGUCCUGUGUUCUGCUGGACGCUCACGGGGACGUCCGGCUCGCCGACUACAGUCUGGCCAAACGCCUCGCCGACGUGUGUGACGCCGACGUCUUCCAGCAGGGGCGCGUGCGCUUCUGUGACGAGGCGGUGCCCACGCGCGCCGGGAAGAAAGGAGACGUGUGGGGUUUCGGGCUGCUAAUGCUAGCGCUCGCGCAGGGUCGCGAGGUCGAGGAGUAUCCCGUCACGGUGCCGGAGACGCUGCCCGCGGACCUGCACGACUUCCUCAACAGGUGUGUGUGUCUUAAUGACGCUGAUCGCUGGCACGCUCACCAGCUUCUGGAUCAUCCGUUCCUGAGACCUCCGUCACCCAGGAGUGUGUUGCCGUGUCACGAGUCCAGUCCAGAGGACACAGGCGUUGACUUCGCGUCCACGGUGGUCCCGCGCAGUCUCCUCCUCAGCGCCCCCUUCAGUACGGAGGAGCAGAAGCAGUUCUCCAGAUACUACAAUGAGUUCUCCGAGCUGCAGAUGCUGGGCAAGGGAGCGUUCGGGGCCGUAAUCAAGGUCCAGAAUAAGCUGGACGGCUGUUAUUACGCGGUGAAGCGGAUCCAGGUGAACCCGGCUAGCAGGCAGUUCCGGCGGAUCAAGGGUGAGGUGACGCUGCUGUCGCGGCUCAACCACGAGAACAUCGUGCGCUACUAUAACGCGUGGAUCGAGCGGCACGAGACGGCGUGGACCGGAGCGCUGAGCAGCGACGACUCCGAGGCGAUCACCAGCCCGGAGAGACGCUCUCCGCCCGCGGCCCGAUCCCGCCGCAACGAGCUGGGGCUGACGGACAACAUCGAGGACGAGGCGCCGCCGCCGGCUCUCGCGAGCUCUGUGGAGUGGAGCACGUCGCUAGAGAGAUCGACCAGCACUAAGUGCAGCGCGGCCGACGGCGAGGAAGACGACGAUGAUGACGACGACGACGAUGAAGAAGAGGACGUGUUCUGCCUCUCAUUCCUCCCUCCCGACAGCGACUCUGAGAGCGACGUCAUCUUUGACAACGCUGACGUCAGCAGAGACAGUUUCCUACAGGAUCCCAGCAGUCGGAAAGCAGCGGAUCCGUCGGAGAGCUCGGACUCGGAGAAACCCCUCCUGAUAGCGCAUUACCUGUACAUCCAGAUGGAGUACUGUGAGAGGAGCACGCUGCGAGACACGAUCGAUCAGGGCUUGUAUCAGGACAUCAGUCGCCUCUGGAGGCUCUUCAGGGAGAUCCUGGACGGCCUCUCUUACAUCCAUGAGCAGGGGAUGAUCCACCGAGACCUGAAGCCCGUCAACAUCUUCCUGGACUCUCAGGAUCACGUGAAGAUCGGAGACUUCGGCCUGGCCACGGAUCACCCUGCUAAUGUGGCUGCAGGUAAACUGGAGGCGGAGGAACACAGCUCAGGGUUUGUCCCCAAACAAGAUCCAACAGAUAACAUGACUGGAAUGAUCGGCACGGCUCUUUACGUCGGUCCGGAGGUCCAGGGAAACACUAAAGCCACGUACAACCAGAAAGUGGAUCUGUUCAGCCUGGGCAUCAUCUUGUUCGAGAUGUCCUACAGACCCAUGACCACCGCGUCAGAACGCAUAUUUGUGCUCAGCCAACUCAGGAAAGAGUCGAUUAGUUUCCCUGAGGACUUUUCCGAGUAUGAGAGUGGGAAGCAGUGCACCAGGGUGAUCGUCUGGCUGCUGGUCCACGACCCGGCGCUGCGGCCGACGGCGCUGGAGCUCCUGAAGAGCGACCUCCUCCCGCCGCCUCAGAUGGAGGAGUCCGAGCUGCACGAGGUGCUCCAGCACACCAUGGCCAACGUCAGCGGGAAAGCCUACCGGACCAUGGUCAACCAGCUCUUCUCCCAGAACACCUCGCCCGUCAUGGACUUCACCUACGACAUCGACGUUCACAAGGGCAGCUUUCAUUUCAGCACUGCUAAACUCCAGCAAUACGUGUACGAGACGGUCACCCGGAUCUUCAGACGACACGGUGCGGUUCGCCUCCAGACGCCGCUGCUCUUGCCCAGGAACAGGCGUCUGUAUGAAGGCUGUGAGACGGCGUGCUUCAUGGAUCACAGUGGCAUGCUGGUGUCUCUGCCGUAUGAUCUGAGACUGGCGUUUGCCAGAUUCGUGGCUAGAAACAACAUUUCAAAUCUCAAAAGGUACAGUAUCGAGCGCGUUUACAGGCCGAGGAAGCUGGAUCGGGCUCAUCCCAGAGAACUGCUGGAGUGUGCGUUCGACAUCAUCAUUCCCAUCAGCACCAGUCUGAUGCCGGACGCAGAGGCCAUCUACACCGUCUCUGAGGUCAUACAGGAGUUCAGCGCGCUGCAGGACAGAAACUACACCGUUCACCUGAACCACACGAGUCUGCUGAAGGCCGUUCUGCUCCACAGCGGCGUUCCAGAAGACAAACUCACUCAGGCCUCCAACAUACUGUGUGACUCCAUGAGUGAGAAACUGACUAAGCGAGAAGUGGAAGCCAAGUUCUGCAACCUCUCCUUGUCCAGCAACAGCUUACAGACGCUGUAUAAGUUCAUCGAGCAGAAGGGAAGCUUGCAGGAUCUUCUUCCUCUCAUGAACUCACUCACAAAGCAGAAGAGUUCGGCUGUGGCUCAGAUGGCCAAGCAAGGCCUGAAGGAUCUGGAGGAGGUCCUGCACCUCCUGAACAAACUGGCUGUGAAACUGCAGGUGGUGGUGAAUCUGGGUUUGGUCUAUAAGGUCCAGCAUCACUGCGGGGUCAUCUUCCAGUUUGUGGCGUUCAUCAGGAAACGGAAACGCACCGUCCCGGAUAUCUUGGCGGCCGGCGGACGCUACGAUCAUCUGAUCAUGGAGUUUCACGGGCCGACGGUGUCGAGUCCGGUCCCGUCAGCGGUCGGCGCCAGCAUCGCUCUGGAUAAGAUCUGCUCUGCUGUGGCCAAUAUGGAGGAACCUCCUCCUGUGAGCUCCUGUGAUGUUCUGGUGGUUCCCGUGGGUCAGUCCUCCAUGAGCAGAGCCGUUAAUGUCAUUCAGAAACUCUGGGCGGCCGGAGUCUCGACAGACAUCGUCUACGAUGUGUCUCAGUCACAAGAAGCUCUUCUGGAACAUUGCAGACAAGCUGGAAUCACAUUCAUGGUCCUCGUGUCUGAUAAAGAAGGAAAUCACCUGAAGGUGAAGUCGUUUGAGAAAGACCGUCAGUCGGAGAAGAGAAUCCCCGAGGCGGAUCUGGUUGAUCACUUCAUCCAGAAGAGCCGGAUCAAACUCUCCGAGGAGAGGAACAGAGAGGUUUCAGAGAGCGUUUCUCUCCAGAAUCCCAAGGGAUCGUCUCUGGGAAACUCAGGUUUGUCCGAGUCCCACGGGAGCAACGCCGGCAUGUCCGUGAACGUGAACCUCGUGGCGCCGGAGAAAGUGUCCGCCAGCGCGAGACGGAGAUACGAGACGCAGAUUCAAUCGCGACUGCAGAAUCUGAGCAGCAAUUUACAGAACAAGAGCAGCGACAUCGAGGUGUUGGCUGUCGAUCUGUCCAAGGAAACACUCGUCAACUUCCUGUCCCUCGAGUUCGAGGGCGAGGAGCAGUUCAACAUCAGUGUGAAGACGCUUCUCUCUCGGCUGCCCAAACAGCGCUACCUCAAGAGCAUCUGUGAACAGAUCCACCACUUCAAAAUAUACAAACGGGUCGCUGUGGUCGUUCUGUACAGUUACAGAGACGAUUAUUAUAAGAUCCUCCUCUGA
Messenger RNA from Rhinichthys klamathensis goyatoka, 4653 nucleotides. It is a transcript of the gene eif2ak4, whose product is annotated as eukaryotic translation initiation factor 2 alpha kinase 4. The transcript is spliced from 36 exons. The record is from RefSeq and is a predicted model, not a curated record. Gene Ontology annotation, biological process: DNA damage checkpoint signaling; regulation of translational initiation by eIF2 alpha phosphorylation. The annotation marks the transcript as partial. Gene Ontology annotation, molecular function: eukaryotic translation initiation factor 2alpha kinase activity; ATP binding. NCBI's taxonomy places the organism in Eukaryota, Metazoa, Chordata, Actinopteri, Cypriniformes, Leuciscidae.